Messenger RNA from Salvia hispanica, 770 nucleotides. Its product is annotated as protein TIFY 10A-like. Gene Ontology annotation, cellular component: nucleus. NCBI's taxonomy places the organism in Eukaryota, Viridiplantae, Streptophyta, Magnoliopsida, Lamiales, Lamiaceae. The record is from RefSeq and is a predicted model, not a curated record. Gene Ontology annotation, biological process: regulation of jasmonic acid mediated signaling pathway; response to wounding; regulation of defense response.
AUGCUUUUUUCCAUUCUCUAUAGACUAUACAUAUAUCUUCACCACCACCAUCAUCAUCUCCCCCAAUUACUUUCCUUUCUUCAAACCACAUCAACACCAUUCAUUCAUCCUAGCUUUAUUUUUCUCAGAUCGGAGCAAAGAUGGCUUCGUCGGGAAAACUCGAUUCCGCCAAGUUUCACGGCGGCAGGUCCAACUUCUCGCAGACCUGCAACCUUCUCAGCCAGUAUUUGAAGGAGAACGGCGGAUUCGGUGACCUAGACCUCAAUUUCACCCCCAAAGGAUCUGUCAAUCAAUCACCUAAAAUUGAGCAACCAGAAAAGGAGGUAGAGCAGAUGACCAUAUUUUACGCGGGUCAAGUGAUUGUGCUCAACGAUAUUCCGGCGGGGAAGGCCAAGGAGAUCAUCAAUUUAGCCACCGCCGUUUCACCGAUUCAGAAACCCCAGCUCCCGCCUCUUGGCUCUGAUUUACCGAUUGCGAGGAAGAAUUCACUAGCUCGGUUUUUGGAGAAGAGGAAGGAUAGGAUCACUGCAGCCGCGCCGUACCAAGCGAGCAAACCGGCGGUGAAGGAGGAGCCGUGGCUGGAAAUGGGCUCUCAGAUUCCGCGUCAAUAGGGUUUCAGAUUCCUCAAAUUUCCGUUGGGUGGUUUUGUUGUACUUGUAUUGUAACAGUAUGAUUGUAGAUCUGAUAGAUGAGAUCCCACUUACUAAACAUUAUGGAUUUAGGAAAAAAGGUCUGAUCUAUACGUAUGUGUGAUUGAUAGUUUGUUUUCA